This is a messenger RNA of Dermacentor andersoni, 1847 nucleotides long. RefSeq names its product venom metalloproteinase BumaMPs1-like. The record is from RefSeq and is a predicted model, not a curated record. Gene Ontology annotation, biological process: membrane protein ectodomain proteolysis. Lineage: Eukaryota; Metazoa; Arthropoda; Arachnida; Ixodida; Ixodidae. Gene Ontology annotation, molecular function: metalloendopeptidase activity.
GGCCCGCACGAUGCAUUUCUUUCAGUUCCUUGUUUUCUUGGUACUUCGCGUCAACGGGGCGCAGAGGCCCAAGCUGGUCCAUCCUCGGCUCCUCGAGGAACGGUCUGUGGACAGAACUAUGGUGAUGCGCGUGCACGAAAAUUUGACGUUAAACUUGAGGAGAGCGUCAGUGGCGGCGACCACUCUGAGACUCCUUACGGAGGAAAAUGGAAAGACCGUCACGUACUUCUAUGACGGCGAAGAGAUCGAGAGAGACCUCUACGAAGACCCAGAUAAUAUUGCUACAGUAACUGUAACAAGAGACCAUACCGGCGUCCUCGUGAAAGGGCUCGUUGGCCCGAAGCACAGAAUUGAACCAGCGCCAUUCAGGGAAAGAUCAGAAGAUGGCCUCGUUCCUCACGCAAUUCACGAAAUCGAGUUUGAUGAAAUGAUGGACAAGACAGUGAGACCCAGCGACGAAGGUAGAAAUGCAUUCAUCAGCGAACGAGCGGGUCCUGCGCCAGCGACGCCGAUUCCCGAAGAAGUUGAAAUUGAAGUGUUCGUAAUUACAGACAUUCCUCAUCAUAGCCACUUCCCUACUAAUCAGGCACUGUUGGUGUACGUGUGCAUCACGAUUAAUUCAGCAAACCUGAGAUUCCGCGCGGCGACAGCUCCCAGGAUAAGACUGCUGGUUACUGGUGUCGAAAAAAGCCAGUCGGACGAAUUCGUUGUUCUCGAUCCUCAGAACGCGAAGUACAUGCACGACGAUGGAACACUAAAGAAACUCAAGGACUAUGCCAACAAGAAGAAAACCAACUACAGUAAUCCAGAUCUCGUGUACCUCAUGACCAACCGGGACCUGUAUUCGGCCAACUACGGCCUGGGUGCCAUAGGCUUGGCCUUCAUAUCCACCGUUUGCACUGGCUCGUUCGUCGGACUAGGGGAGGACAAACCAGGAAUGUACACCGGCAUCGUCACUAUUACGCACGAACUCGCUCACAUCCUGGGCGCGGAGCAUGAUGGUGAUGCUUCUAGAACAAUCGGGCAUCCUGGUGCCCUGACCUGCCCAUGGGCUGACGGACAUCUCAUGAGCUACAUCGACAAAGGUCCGGAACACCAGCAGUUCUCGGCGUGCAGCUUGGCGCAGAUGCAGUACGUAGUCGGAAAAGCAGGGCCGUCAUGCUGGCAAAUCUCAAGUUCAGGACACGUCGCAAGCGGUUUAUAUCCUGGACUGAUGUUGUCCAAGCAAUCAUUCUGCAGCGAGCUGAUCAAGGAAACAGAUGCCAUCAUUGAAUCCAUCUCUGUGAUUGAAACAACGUGCAUGAUGCGGUGCAAUUAUUAUAAGCUUCAAGAGGCAGUAGUCAACGGAUACCGUUACUACACCAAGAUGAAUUACUUCAAGGAAGGCGCGGCACUUGACUACACAAGUUGUGGUGGCAAUAAGGUGUGCAUCCAAAGCAGGUGCGUCGAGAGGCCGGCCGUAACAAAGAAGACGAAGAAUGCAACGCUGUCACCCAGCACAUCCAUGGCCACGAAGAAACCAGCGACCACGGAAAAGCCAACUGAGAGCCCUGGCGAAUGCAAAUGCGAAUGCCCUUGCGACUGCGGUUCUACAGGAUCCGGCACGAACCCGCGGAGCAAGAGAAAGAACCUCACGACAAAUUGACAAAUGCGCCCGCAUGUAUAACUAGUAUCAACAUGCUGCUCUUCGUAUAGUGGACGGGACUCAUGACCAAAAGAACCGAGAACAAAGAGGAUAAUUUGACGUGCGAAUCAUGGGAACCUGCAUGCUUCUAAGCUAUAAGAGUGUUUUAGAAUGGUGUCAUUUCUGCGUACUCAUCUGCCAAUAAAAUGUUGUGGUAUAUCUA